GAGCCCUAAUUUCACACUGCCUUUGAUCUGCACCACUGUCUCUCUGGAGCUUACCCACCACCCUGUCUCGACGACAUUGAAGCUUCUUCGGCCAUUAUCGCCGGCAAUCCACCAAUAUCCUCACGGCUCACUGUAACCCACCACGCUCCCUGCUUCAGCGUUUCGCUCUCAUUUCUGGGUUGCAUUCAUUCACCCUCCCUCAGCGCCUAAUUCUCAUCUCUCAGCGGCUUUUGAUAAAAUCACUGCUGGGAAUGACAGUAUUAAAGCGCUAUGUGUUGCGAUUAUUCAUAUCUUUGAAGUACAUAACAGCGAAUGUGGUAGAUAGAAAUAAUGGACGAGUUGUCGCAACUGCAUCCACGGUGGAACACUCCAUCAAAAACUCACUUGAAUGUGGUCGGUCUUGUAACGCGAAGGCAGCAGCAAUUGUUGGAGAGGUGUUGGCUAUGCGACUCAAAGUUGACGGUCUCGAACAGGGGCAAGGAAGAGGGAUUCACGCGGACAUAAACAAAGAAAUUGAGAAGAAAGGCUUCAGAAACCGCACAAAAAUCUGGGCUAUAGUGAAUUCACUAAAGAAUAACGGAGUUAAACUCAUUCUCAACAACAAUGUCGACGACGAUGCAGCUCAAUCGAACUACCAAUAACCAUCAAAAAGCGAUCUUAUUGUUCAUCCCUAAGAAAAAAGGGGGUGGAGCUAGAGCUCGACCAUCAUGAAAGACUAGAUGCUGCUAAAAUGGAAGGUACUAUCUUUGUUAGUCAUAAUCAAAUUAAACAUCAGUCACUCAUGAUAUUUGGAAGUUUAUAAAGUAGAGGCAGCUUUUUAUCUCCGCUUAGAAAAUGGUGGCAUAUUGACAUAGUGAUACCACAGCACAUUUGGGCUAAUGAUAAUGUUAUUACAGUAAAAUGGCCUUACAUGAUCAUCAAA
Messenger RNA from Cucumis melo (muskmelon), 922 nucleotides. RefSeq lists its product as uncharacterized. The transcript is spliced from 2 exons. Gene Ontology annotation, biological process: translation. The record is from RefSeq and is a predicted model, not a curated record. Lineage: Eukaryota; Viridiplantae; Streptophyta; Magnoliopsida; Cucurbitales; Cucurbitaceae. Gene Ontology annotation, molecular function: 5S rRNA binding; structural constituent of ribosome. Gene Ontology annotation, cellular component: ribosome. The coding region runs from base 252 to 641 and encodes 129 amino acids.